This is a messenger RNA of Suillus discolor, 2092 nucleotides long. Its product is annotated as IMP dehydrogenase/GMP reductase. Gene Ontology annotation, molecular function: IMP dehydrogenase activity. The record is from RefSeq and is a predicted model, not a curated record. Gene Ontology annotation, cellular component: cytoplasm. The annotation marks the transcript as partial. Lineage: Eukaryota; Fungi; Basidiomycota; Agaricomycetes; Boletales; Suillaceae. The transcript has 3 exons. Gene Ontology annotation, biological process: GTP biosynthetic process.
AAUGCCCGCCCCAUCGAAAGCAACUUUCCUAUCUUCCUCGGACGCUGUCGCCCAUCUAGCAUCUUACCAUUGCUUAGAUGGUCUUUCCGUCAAGGAUCUCAUGGACUCCCGCGUCCAUGGUGGUCUCACUUAUAACGACUUUCUCAUGCUUCCCGGAAAGAUCGAUUUCCCCGCUUCUGACGUGAUUACUGAUACCAGAAUCACUCGUAAUGUCGCUCUCAGAACUCCAUUCAUGAGUAGUCCUAUGGAUACUGUUACCGAGACCGACAUGGCCAUCAGUCUCGCGCUGUUGGGUGGUAUUGGUGUCAUUCAUCAUAACCAGUCUCCUGAAUCUCAAGCGGCUAUGGUCCGAGCCGUCAAAAGGCACGAGAAUGGCUUUAUUACGGAUCCUGUCGUCUUCUCUCCAAAUCAUACGGUUGGAGAUGUCCUUGACAUCAAGGCCCGUCUUGGUUUCUGUGGUAUUCCUAUCACAGAAACGGGAUACAUGGGCACUAAGCUCGUUGGUAUCGUCACCUCACGCGACGUACAAUUUGAGUCGCCUGAGACACUCCUCAGCGAGGUCAUGACCAAGUCUCUUGUCACCGCUCCCCAAGGUGUCACGCUCGCAGAGGCCAACCAGAUCCUUCGUUCUUCCAAGAAGGGAAAACUCCCCAUCGUCGAUGACCAAGGUCGUCUCACCUCUCUCCUCGCCCGCUCUGACCUCCUCAAAAACCAAAACUACCCGCUUGCUAGCAAGGACCCUAACAGCAAGCAGCUAUAUGCGGCAGCUGCAGUGGGCACACGACCCAACGACAAAGAACGCCUCAAGCUUCUUGUCGAGGCUGGUCUUGAUAUUGUCGUCCUUGAUUCAUCGCAAGGCAACUCCAUCUUCCAGAUCGACAUGAUUCAAUGGAUCAAGCAGACGUUCCCCAAGCUCGAGGUCAUCGCAGGCAACGUCGUCACGCGUGAGCAAGCUGCCAGCCUCAUUGCCGCUGGGGCAGACGCUCUCCGCGUCGGUAUGGGUAGCGGCUCCAUUUGUAUCACGCAGGAGGUUAUGGCAGUUGGUCGUCCACAGGCCACAGCUGUGUUUGCUGUUGCCGAGUUUGCAUCUAAGUUCGGUAUCCCGGUGAUCGCAGAUGGUGGUAUCAGCAAUGUCGGGCACAUUGUCAAGGCACUUUCCCUUGGUGCGAAUGCUGUGAUGAUGGGAGGGCUUCUUGCAGGCACCACAGAAGCUCCGGGAGAGUACUUCUACCACGAUGGGAAGCGUGUGAAGUCCUACCGAGGCAUGGGUAGUCUUGAGGCUAUGGAGCAGGGUAGACCUGGUGUGGCUGGUCAGGCUAAUGGUAAGCCCGGUUCCACGAAGCACACUCCAAACCUUUCGAGCAAGCCACACGAGAACGCCGCCACGUCACGCUAUUUCUCAGAGUCCUCCGCUGUCAAAGUCGCUCAAGGUGUGUCGGGUGACGUCCAAGACAAGGGCAGCGUCAAAGCAUUCGUUCCAUACCUACACGUCGGUGUCCAACACAGUCUCCAGGACAUUGGCGUGCGCAGUGUUUCAGAGCUGCAGGCAGGCGUGAAGGAGGGUCGUGUGAGAUUCGAAGUAAGAACACCAAGUGCUCAGCUGGAGGGGGGUGUUCAUGGAUUGCAUUCAUACACGAAGAGAUUGUAUGCCUGAUAUGACGGUUUGCGUUAUUCCCCAUAUGACCAGUAUCCACACAUUAAGGUUCCCGCUUUGUACGCAUAAAAACAAGUGAAAAUUGUAUGUACACCAUUUGUUGAUCGGACAAGGUGUGAUCAUGGUUGAUCCUCGCGCAUGAUCAAGUUCAACGACUCACCCGUGGACUACAUCCAAACCUUCCCUCAUAAAAAUGGGACGGACACAAAGCACGCUUGCUUGACCGUGUACGUACCAACGGCGAUGACUAUUUGUCCAUCGAUCAAUCCACGAUGAUCACUGUCGAUGGCUGGCGAACGCAGGAUCGAAAGUUUUGAAAACCUGCUCAGGAUUGGAAUUUACUGGCAAGUCCAGUUUUACUAGUCGGUCUGUCGAUGGCUUGCCAGGUGGCAGGCUGGGUCAUUCCCUAAGGACGAUGCCAAGGUCGACGUCCAACAU